AUGAGCGCUCUCGGCAUAUUGGACUUGAAUGAUGAUUGCUUAUAUUAUUUGCUGAGUCAACUGACAGAUGAGGAGCAGCUGAGCUUUACGCAAGUUUGCCAACGCUUUCGUCAGUUGUUUGUGGCAAGGCAUGGCUAUAAGCUACGCGAAUUCACGCUGCACACGCGGAGCACGCGACAAGAGCUAAUUGCACUUAGCAUAUGUUGCGAGCAGGUGCAGCAGCUGACAAUCGAUUUGGAUAAUUCCAACGCACUGCAUACAGUGGCCCACAGCAGCAACUGCUGUCUCAACUGCUUCACCGUACUGUGUGCAACGCUGCAGCGCAUGUGGCAGCUGCAACGGCUGGUGGUGCAACAGCUACAUUUCAUGACGACACCAGUGCCGCAGCCAUUUGAGAAAAUUUUAGCUGCUGUUAGGCACUUGCCGCACCUGCAGCAACUUAAGCUGAAGGCCACGAACGAAUGGACAUGCAAUAAUGUGCAGCACUUGCAGCAUUUAGAGCAGCUGCAGUUGCACAUUCAGCACAACAUCGAAGCAGACAUACUCAUCAAGUGUUGCAAGGCGAGUAGUCGGCUGCGUAUACUUGAUCUCGGCUAUGGCUGUGUGCAACGUCAGCUUGUUAAUAUUGUGCCCCACUGUGCGCAGCUAGAGAUCUUACGCUUUGGCAUGACGGCCGAGGCUACGGACUAUGCGAAGCUGGCCAAGCUGCCAAAGUUGCGACAGUUGAGUCACUGUGGUAUACGGCGUAGUGGCUGCUUUGUGCCGCUGCUGCAAGCAUUGGUGGCGCCUCAGCAAUUGCAACUGCUGGAGAUUGACGGUGGCUCGCUGAACAUGGAGGAAACUUUGCAGCUUGUGCGCUUGCGUAGUUUGCAGCAACUUAAAUGUUUCUUUUCGAAUGCCGGCUGUGUGGCAAUGUUGGCGCAUCUGAAGCAUCUGCAGCAGCUGUCCUUCUGGAUGACUUGCCAAGAGGAUAUAACACAAGAGCUGCUGGCUGUUGUAGCUGGCUGCAGGCAACUGCAAGUGCUACGUGUGGCAGUGGCGCGUUUGAGCAAAUAUUUCUUGGCUGAUGUGGUGCAAGUCAGGGAGCAACAACAACAGCCGCUGCAGCUGGAGUUGCCGCAAGCCGCAGCACUUGAGAAACACACGAGUCCGCUGCUCACUUGCUUGCCGUUUAAGGCAGAGUCCUGGAAAAUAUCCGCAAUACAGUCAGCAUAAAAAGUUAAGUCAUUUACAAAAAGAAAAAAAUAAAUUAAAAAUUAUUUUAUA
Molecule: messenger RNA, 1266 nt
Organism: Drosophila busckii
Lineage: Eukaryota; Metazoa; Arthropoda; Insecta; Diptera; Drosophilidae
Molecular function (GO): protein binding
Source: RefSeq, a predicted model, not a curated record